Molecule: messenger RNA, 1783 nt
Organism: Engraulis encrasicolus (European anchovy)
Lineage: Eukaryota; Metazoa; Chordata; Actinopteri; Clupeiformes; Engraulidae
Product: zinc finger protein 768-like
Exons: 7
Coding region: 68-1765 (565 amino acids)
Biological process (GO): regulation of transcription by RNA polymerase II
Molecular function (GO): RNA polymerase II cis-regulatory region sequence-specific DNA binding; DNA-binding transcription factor activity
Source: RefSeq, a predicted model, not a curated record
CGAAGGUACACGCUCACGAAGUCGUAAAUGCGUUUUAAUAAAGAUGAAAAACAAAUAGAUAGUCUUCAUGGAUACAGCCUUGCUCUUCAACGUGCCGGCACAGGAGAGAGAGGCAGAGUCCUCCCAGACGUUGAGUGACCACACAUCAGCCACCCAGCUGCUGAGGCUGCAAGUGGAAGACCUGCAGAAGAGACUGCAGGAGAAAGACCACAAACUCUCAGAGGCACAACAGGUUAUCAGAGGUUUACGAGAUGAGAUCCUGGAUCUCCAGAGGCAGCUGGAGGCUGAGAGGAGGAAGUCCCAGGAUGCAGUGCAACAGCCAGCCAGGAAACCACACAAGGACCAACUCAAAAGAGAGGAGGAGGACUGCAUACCUCCUCCAUCCCUAUCACCAACCUACACGUCAGAACCCCUACAAACAGACCACUUUGGCACUUAUGCAACAGAGGGUUCCGCACAGGAUCAAGAUGGGCCCAAAAGCCUGUCUAUCACACCAGGGGACUGUCCUGUCCAUUCACAUGUCAGUCAGCCCAGUUCCCCUUCCUCAAAGAACCAACACACUGCCCUCUCAGAUUCCCUCCACAACGAUGCAACACCAUCACAGCAGAGGAUGUCCUUGAGAACGUUAUCAGUUAGACUGGAGGACUGGGGACCCAAACUCAACCCAGAUGGAGUGCUUUUGUUGCCACCAGCGGAGCAUGACAACGACGACAAUGAAGUUGGCGACAUCAAUGAUGAUAACGAUCACAUCCCUGAUGAUGAUGACAUCAAUGAUAGUGAUGAUGGUGGCCAUUUUGGAAAUGAUGCAGAUAGUGAUUACACUCCUGAGCGUCAGAAACCACAGACAAGGCCAUGUUUGCCUGUAGCACAACAAAAACAAAAGAAGGCACCCAGUAAAGCCAGAGUUCAUGAAUGUGGCACGUGCUGCAAACGGUUUGCUGCCCCAUCUGCCCUCCGCAUUCAUGAAAGGGUCCAUACUAAAGAAAGACCAUAUCCUUGCGGACUUUGUGGAAAAGCCUUCAGUACGGCAGGUAACCAUAAGAUGCACAUUAAGAGACGGCAUGGAGGCGGACAGUCCUCAGGUCAGGCAUCCACAGGAAGUAGAAAAACACACGGCCAAGAGGGAGAUGCGCAAACUGGAAAGAAACUGUUUGCCUCCUCUUCGCGGCUAAAGCGACACAUGGGCAGGCAUACGGGUGAGAAACCCCAUCGUUGCUCUCAGUGUCCUAUGGCGUUCACCAGCUCAUCCAAUCUGAAGGCACACUGUCGGACGCACACAGGUGAGAAGCCUCAUGCGUGCUCGACCUGUGAGAAGCGUUUCGGCUGUAAGGAAAGUCUUCGCUAUCAUCAAGUGACUCACACCAACGAGAGGCCGUUUCUCUGUCCGUUAUGCGGCAAGACAUACAAGUAUGAGAGGGACCUAAGUCGACACCAGCAGGCUCACACUGGGGACAAGCCAUACACCUGCGCGGACUGUGGACAGACUUUUGGGAGGUCCUCAAACCUCACCAGGCAUCGGAUUACGCACACAGGAAACAGGACUCACCUGUGCGCCGUUUGUGGUAAGACCUUCCGUCGCCCAGACGACCUCAAGGUACACCAGCGUGUUCACACUGGAGAGAAACCCUACGUCUGCACCAUCUGUGGGGAGAGAUUCAGCUACGUACAGACCCUCCAGUCCCACCAGAAACGAGAGCACUAUAGAGAAGAGAGUGAGGAGAAGAAUAGCUCAACUCAUGUACUAGAUCCUGAACAACCGGAAUAAUUGAUUGUGCCUUUUAUG